CGUCACACGCCUGCCUGUGCAGUCGCGCGCGGUACGUCAUAAUAACACAAGCGUUUCAAAAAUGACACCAGCGAAGCGACAAACGCAUUGUGCGGUAGACGGAUGUAAAAGUCGAAUAAGAAAUUCACGCCAGGAUCUGUCUUUUUUCGCAUUGCCAAAAGACGAGGAAAGGCGCAAAGCGUGGGCAGAAUUGAUUGGAAGACCGGACUUGGCAGCUCCAGGUAUAAGGCCAAGCAGAUACGUGGUGUGCUCUCUUCAUUUUGAUGACUCUGCGAUGAUUAUCAUGCCACGAUUGCUGCCGAACGCAAUGCCUACCAGACAGCUUCCAUCUGAAUGUUCAGUGGACAAAAUCAAAAUCGUUGACAUUAAAUCAGGGGGUACUCAUACAUCUGAUGGUACCACUCAGAUGGAUAGCUCAGUCGCCUCUUCAUCUAAUCCGAGAAAAAGAAAACUCAGUGAUAUUUUGAGUGAGUCACAACUGAACAUAGAAAAGGUUGAAAUAGAAAUAGACGAAGAAGUUCAAUCAGAAGAAUCAAAUGGCUUAAAAUAGUACUUUCCUAAAUUUAAAUACUAUGUAUCUAUCUCCUUUUGUUAUAUAAGUGUAUCUUUUAAUUGUCCAUAAAUAAAUUACCAA
Molecule: messenger RNA, 634 nt
Organism: Ostrinia furnacalis (Asian corn borer)
Lineage: Eukaryota; Metazoa; Arthropoda; Insecta; Lepidoptera; Crambidae
Exons: 2
Coding region: 62-550 (162 amino acids)
Molecular function (GO): sequence-specific DNA binding
Source: RefSeq, a predicted model, not a curated record